Messenger RNA from Lolium perenne, 1731 nucleotides. RefSeq lists its product as uncharacterized. Lineage: Eukaryota; Viridiplantae; Streptophyta; Magnoliopsida; Poales; Poaceae. The record is from RefSeq and is a predicted model, not a curated record.
UCCCUGAUGAUGUGAUGAUGAUUUCCUGACAAACCAAUUCAUCCUCCCACCGUCUCGCUGUCUUCCUCUCGCUCGUCGACGACCACCGCCUCCCGGUGCUGCUUCCCCUCCGCCCCACGCCGCCUCCUUGCGCGCACGUCCCGCGUCGCGGCGUUGCCGCCCCACUCUCCUUGUCCCGCAUCGCGGGCAGCCGCUCCUUCCCUCGUGGCCCGGCACCCACUGAUUUAGUGCUUAAAUUGGGGAUUUUUCUACCGGAUCUCUCGCGGUGGCGGUGGUGGCGGCGCGGCGAAGCUCGAUUCGAGUUGGCGGAGAUCCAAUCGUUGUGUUGCUGCUCGUGGCGGCAACGCGGAGCUCCAAUCCGGUGUUGUUGCUGGAUUCGGCCGAGGUCGUGGUAAAAAUGGUUUCUUUGCUGGAUUCGGCCGAGACACGGAGGAGAGGGAGCCGUGGUGCUGCGGCGAGAGGGCCGAGCUGCGACGACAGCUGCCCCAACCCGGACAGCAUCGUCCAGGCGCGCGUGUAUGAAGGCCGAGGCUCCACUUCCACGACUCGUCAACGACAGUAUGUAUUGCUUAAUAACCUGAAUGGCUGUGACGGCUGGAUUCGGCCAAGACGCAGAGGAAUUGCCAUCCCAAGCUCCUCCCCAAGCUACUGUCCGGAGCUGCUGCUGCCUCGCCGAGCUGCUGUCGAGCACAUCCACAUGAAGAUGCUGCAGGUCGGGCUCUCCACGGAUGAUGUGCCAGAAUGGGUACCUGCACUGGCUCUCCAUUGAUGACGGCAACUUGAAGGUCUUCGACGGCCAAGACGGCAAGAUCGUGGACUUGAACCAGUCCCCCAACACCGCCGCCUACCUCCUCGAGCUCCUCGAGCUCCAGCGGCGGAGAGAGGGGACCUCCAGCACCGGCGGACAACAGGUUACAGCAGCGGCGGCGAGAGGCGGCUCCAGCAGCUUCGGGUCCAUCCUCCUCGAGCUCCAUCGCCAGCGAGAGGGGAGCUCCAGCAGCUUCGGGUCCAUCCUCCUCGAGCUCCAUCGCUGGCGAGAGGGGAGCUCCAGCAGCAGCGACGAGAAGCGGCUCCAGGCGCCGGCAGAGCGCGGGAGGCCGCUGUUGGCCCGCGGCGCGAGAGAUCGCCGGCGCGGAGGCCGUCCGCCCGCGUGCGCGAGACUCCGUUUGAGGGACGCGCGAUUCCGGCGGCGGUCGACCGCGAGGGGCGCGAUUCCGGAGGCGGUCGACCGCGAGGGGUGCGCGAUUCCGGCGGCGGUCGAUCGCGAGGGGCGUGUGAGUCUCCGGCCGGAAGCUCCGAUCCCGAACGCGCGAGUCCGCCGGCGCCCGCGAAGUUUCCUGCUUAGAUUGGGGAUGCGUUGGUGAUAAUUUCGAAAUACAAAAGGUGGAAAUGCAAAAGUUCAUUUACACUAGCGCUCCGACAUGUAAUUCGUGACGGAGGGAGUACCAAAAAUGAUUUUUGCAAAAAAUCACGAGCAAACUAUGCAUUGCACGUAGUUCAGAUUUGGCCCACUACGUACUAAAUUGGCUGAAAGUUGUAUAAAUGAUGAGAAAUUCCUCAAAAUAAUUGACACGCAAUAGGUAUUUGAAUUGUCCAUAAAAUAUUUCCUUGUAUUUCGUAAAAUAGAAGUGGUGCCUUUUUGCACCGUAUUUUUUUUGUACCUGAUUCUUAAAAGACAUGCAGUACUUACAAAAUGUAAAAUGAUUUUUAUACACAAAAGUUGAAAAUGCA